Messenger RNA from Oppia nitens, 3541 nucleotides. Its product is annotated as bifunctional protein PutA-like. Lineage: Eukaryota; Metazoa; Arthropoda; Arachnida; Sarcoptiformes; Oppiidae. The record is from RefSeq and is a predicted model, not a curated record. Gene Ontology annotation, molecular function: aldehyde dehydrogenase (NAD+) activity. The transcript is spliced from 11 exons. The coding region runs from base 14 to 3541 and encodes 1175 amino acids.
UAUAUAUCAAAAAAUGGCACCAACUGUCAAAUAUACACAGAUAUUCAUUGACAAUGAAUGGCAUAACUCGGUUAGCGGUAAAACAUUUUCAACAAUAAACCCGACCAACAAUGAAAAGUUGGCCGAUAUUCAAGAGGGCGAUGCCGCCGACAUCGAUAAAGCGGUAAAAGCGGCCAAACGUGCAUUUGAAUUGAACUCUGAAUGGCGUACAAUGGACGCCUCCCAGAGGGGUCGACUGCUUAACCGAUUGGCCGAUCUGAUUGAGAGGGACCGGGAGAUACUGCUGGACUUGGAGGUGGCCGAUGUCGGUAAGCCGAUAGCCGAAGCCGAGUUUGAUAUCGACGGCGUAAUCGGCACUUUUCGCUACUAUGCCGGCUGGGCUGACAAAGUUCACGGCAAUACCAUACCAGCAGACGGCAAACAGUUUGCAUUUACCCGACUGGAGCCGAUCGGUGUUUGCGGCCAAAUCAUACCGUGGAACUAUCCGCUGGUGAUGUUAUCGUGGAAGUUCGGGCCGGCACUGGCCACCGGCAAUACGGUUGUACUGAAACCGGCCGAACAAACACCUCUAUCGGCACUCUAUACGGCCAGUCUGGUCAAAGAGGCCGGGUUUCCGCCGGGCGUAGUCAACAUUGUACCCGGUUAUGGACAUACGGCCGGUGCGGCAUUGACUGGCCAUCCGGAUGUCGAUAAGAUUGCAUUUACCGGUUCGACCGAAGUCGGCAAACUGAUUGUCCGAUCGUCGGCCGCGGACAACAUGAAACGUGUAACACUGGAAAUGGGCGGCAAAUCGCCGCUAGUGGUCACCGAAGACUACGAUCUGGACGAAGCUGUCCGUAUAGCACACGACGCCUGUUUUGCUAACACUGGCCAGUGCUGCUGUGCCGGUACCCGAACUUUUGUACACGAAUCCAUUUACGAUGAAUUUGUCAAACGAGCGGCUCAGUUAGCCCAGUCGCGUAAAUUAGGUGAUCCACGAUUAAGGGAUACCGUACAGGGACCUAUUAUCGAUGACGUACAGGAGCGUAAUGUAUUGGAUCUGAUAGAAAGUGGCAAACAAGAGGGCGCCCAAUUGGUUACCGGCGGUGUCAAAGUGGGUACGAGUGGCUAUUUUGUGGCACCCACUGUUUUUGCCAAUGUUACCGAUGAUAUGCGUAUUGCACGUGAAGAAAUCUUUGGACCCGUUCAGCAAAUAUUGAAAUAUAAAUCAUUGGAUGAAGUGAUCAAAAGAGCAAAUACAACACAAUAUGGUUUAGGUUCGGGUAUACUGACCAAUGAUCUAAAUAAAGCACUGGUAUUUGCACAGGGAGUCAAAGCCGGAUCCGUUUGGGUUAACUGUUACGAUACGGCAGCGGUUCAGACACCGUUUGGCGGCUAUAAGAUGUCCGGUUAUGGCCGUGAAUUGGGCGAAGACGGCAUUCGGGAGUAUACAGAGUGUAAGGCUGUGACCAUUAGGAUUCCCGUUAAAAACGACGAAAACAAAACAAUUGUCGAUCCGAUGCCGCCGCCGAUGACAGUUGUGUCCAACACUGCCGGACCACCCGAUACUAGUGUGUUGUUGUCCGACAAAAACAGCAACAAAAAUGUCAAACAAGUGGCCGAUUUGGCGGCCAAACAGACAAUCGGGACCAACAACGGCGGACAAACAGAUUCAAUGAUUCCCAAUGAAAAAUCUAUUAAAGAAUCCAUUGAUUUGGUCGCCGAACAGGCUGUCUGGUCACUGGAUCGGGCCAUCGACCGUGCAAUGGACAGUGGUAUUCAUAAAGGAUAUCAAAUGGCCGCUCAAUCGGUCCGUGAAGAGGGCGUCAAAGCCAAGGCUAAAGCAUACAAUGAGUUGUCGGCAAUGGUCGACCAGAUUGUCGGUUCAGUAGCCGCCGAACGGCAAUCUAGUGUCCGUUAUUUGGCCAACAAAGCUUUACAUUUGGCGAUGAAAACCAUAGAAAAUGCCCGAUCGGUGGCAGUCAUUGAUGCCCUCAAUAAGUUGGCCAAAGAUGCCUUAACCAUGUCUUCCUUCUCAUCGACAACCGUUGCCACCAGUCUUGCAGAUGGUUUGACAAUAACAACAACAACAACUGUUAAGCCAGACAUCGAUGACAGCAAACCAUCAAAACAACAGACAUAUUUGGCACCAACUUCUUCUUCUUCUUCUUCUUCUUCUCCAACAAAAAAAGACGACGACAUCAAUGUCAAGAAAAAUGUUUUUCUUCUUCAAACAUCGAUAGCAGCGGUAAAAGCGGCCAAACGUGCAUUUGAAUUGAACUCUGAAUGGCGUACAAUGGACGCCUCCCAGAGGGGUCGACUGCUUAACCGAUUGGCCGAUCUGAUUGAAAGGGACCGGGAGAUACUGCUGGACUUGGAGGUGGCCGAUGUCGGUAAGCCGAUAGCCGAAGCCGAGUUUGAUAUCGACGGCGUUAUCGGCACUUUUCGCUACUAUGCCGGCUGGGCUGACAAAGUUCACGGCAAUACCAUACCAGCAGACGGCAAACAGUUUGCAUUUACCCGACUGGAGCCGAUCGGUGUUUGCGGCCAAAUCAUACCGUGGAACUAUCCGCUGGUGAUGUUAUCGUGGAAGUUCGGGCCGGCACUGGCCACCGGCAAUACGGUUGUACUGAAACCGGCCGAACAAACACCUCUAUCGGCACUCUAUACGGCCAGUCUGGUCAAAGAGGCCGGGUUUCCGCCGGGCGUAGUCAACAUUGUACCCGGUUAUGGACAUACGGCCGGUGCGGCAUUGACUGGCCAUCCGGAUGUCGAUAAGAUUGCAUUUACCGGUUCGACCGAAGUCGGCAAACUGAUUGUCCGAUCGUCGGCCGCGGACAACAUGAAACGUGUAACACUGGAAAUGGGCGGCAAAUCGCCGCUAGUGGUCACCGAAGACUACGAUCUGGACGAAGCUGUCCGUAUAGCACACGACGCCUGUUUUGCUAACACUGGCCAGUGCUGCUGUGCCGGUACCCGAACUUUUGUACACGAAUCCAUUUACGAUGAAUUUGUCAAACGAGCGGCUCAGUUAGCCCAGUCGCGUAAAUUAGGUGAUCCACGAUUAAGGGAUACCGUACAGGGACCUAUUAUCGAUGACGUACAGGAGCGUAAUGUAUUGGAUCUGAUAGAAAGUGGCAAACAAGAGGGCGCCCAAUUGGUUACCGGCGGUGUCAAAGUGGGUACGAGUGGCUAUUUUGUGGCACCCACUGUUUUUGCCAAUGUUACCGAUGAUAUGCGUAUUGCACGUGAAGAAAUCUUUGGACCCGUUCAGCAAAUAUUGAAAUAUAAAUCAUUGGAUGAAGUGAUCAAAAGAGCAAAUACAACACAAUAUGGUUUAGGUUCGGGUAUACUGACCAAUGAUCUAAAUAAAGCACUGGUAUUUGCACAGGGAGUCAAAGCCGGAUCCGUUUGGGUUAACUGUUACGAUACGGCAGCGGUUCAGACACCGUUUGGCGGCUAUAAGAUGUCCGGUUAUGGCCGUGAAUUGGGCGAAGACGGCAUUCGGGAGUAUACAGAGUGUAAGGCUGUGACCAUUAGGAUUCCAGUUAAAAAUUCAUAG